AUGCUGGCCUCCGGUCUCCUGCCAGUCCCCGGCCCUAGCCUCCGGCACCCUGCCGGCCUUGGCUCACUAGCCCUCGUUGGCAGUUUUUCCUUGCGGCCGCCACCACUGAGCCCGCUGCCUGCACUUGCCUCCCUACGAUCGUUGCUUCCUGGUGCUGUCGCUGCUGCAGCUCUCGACACCCGCACUCAGCCCCCGACCCGCCUUCUCGUCACUGCUGCAGCUCCUGGCCCCCGCGUGCAGCACCGCUGUUGGAAGGGUUGCUCCUUUGUUUGUGUUGCUUUACUGUUUGUGGGCGUGACUCCUUGGAGUUUGCAAGCAAUUUUCCAAGUGGUUCUUGGGCUUGCUUCUGAGGUUAACACAGUUAAUGGUUUGAAGUUGGAAGGUUUUGUUGAUUUCUUGGUUCCGUGUGCUUGCAGGGUUGCUCCUUUGUUUGUGUUGCUUGACUGUUUGUGGGCGUCGUUCCUUGGAGUUUGCAAGCAAUUUUCCAGGUAUAUAUGCACAAUGGCAUCUUCAACAGCUACCUUUGAAUCCAUAGACCAUUCCACUAUUGAUAAUUUGGCAAAAAACCAAGAGUAUGUCCCUACCCCUUUUGCAAUCCAAUCUAUCAAUGCUGGGGAUGACCUUCCUUCAACAUUGCUACAAGUUUUGUCAUUUCAGAAAAUGCAGAACAACACAGAUGAUACUGACAAACAUAAAUUAGUAUUAUCUGAUGGCAAAUACAUGCAGUUGGCAAUCUUGCCUUCUAAAUAUGCUACUCUGAUAGAUUCAAAUAUUCUAAAAAUAGGCACAAUAAUCCAGUUAUCAAGCUAUACAUGCCGAUACAUAUGCAACACAAGGACUAUUGUAAUACUUAGUCUGGAAGUGAAACAAAGUGCUUGCCCAUUCUUUGGAAAACCAGAAUAUCUAUUCAAAGAACAACAACUAGAAAUUAUGUCUGAGGGCAGACCAUCAACAUCUAAACGGUCGCUUCAGUUUGCAACUGAAUUGCCAUCCCCACAAACAACAACUUCUGAAAAUAUAAGUCCUAUAAAAACUUUGAAUCCAUACCAAAAUAAAUGGACAAUCAAAGGGAAAGUUACUCAUAAACGGCCUAUUAAGGCAUAUAGCACAACCACCAAAAAUGGCCAUGUCUUUAGCUUUGACAUUGUUGAUAGUAAUGGUUCUGAAAUUAGAAUUACAUGUUUUGAUGAGAUAGCUAAGUUACACUAUAACCGUGUGGACAUAGGUUCACAUUAUAUUAUUUCAAAAGGAUCUGUUAAGGAGGCAAAUGCAAGGUACAACAAACUAAACAGUCAUUUAGAAAUCACCUUGUCUGAUACAUCCAUAGUAAAACGCUGCACCAACAAAGAACAAGCAGAUCAACAAACUGCUCCUUUCACACCUAUUGGUGAAUUGUUUCAACUAACAAACAAUACACUGGUUGACGUUAUUGGUCUUGUUCUAUAUGUUGGAGAUAUCAUUCCUAUUCACAGGAAAGAUGGUAGUCAAACACAAAAACGUGUUGUAAAAAUUAACGAUCUAUCUGGUUCAACAAUUGACAUCAACUUAUGGGGCCCAAUAGUAGAACAAAACGGUCUGCAAUUGAAAAAUAUGUUGACCAAUGAUAGUGUGGUAAUCCUUGUUUUACGUAAUGCUCGUGUUGGCUAUUUCAAUGGCAAGCUUGUGAACAUAACAACUGCAACAACAUUACAUAUCAACCCAAGUUUCCUAGAAGCAGAGCUUCGAACAUCAAGAGGAAGGGACCCUUUGCUUGCUCUACCCUUUGUUGUAGAAACUAUCCACAUAGAUGACAAAUAUACUAGAAUGACAAUCUCUUCGAUCCGUGAGCGGAUGAGCAUCAAACCAGAAACAAUUCAAACAAUAUUGCUAGCUAUUCUAUGCUAUGUCAACGCCAAUGACCAAAAUUUCUAUUACACAGCUUGCCCACUGAUAUUCAAUGGAAGGCCUUGCAAGAAAAAAUGUACACAACAAGCUGAUGAUUCUUGGUUCUGCUCUAGAUGUCAACUGAGUAUGCAAGACUGUAAUUAUAGUUACAUCUUGCCUCUAAAGUUGCAAGAUGCUACAGGUACUCUAUGGGCCACUGCUUUUGAUGAGGGUGGCAAUCACUUGCUACACAAAACUGCAAGACAGCUCUAUGCACUACAAAACGAUGCAACAACAAAAGAGACACCUUUCUCAGUGAUCAGGACAGUACUCUCACAUUACUAUUCAUUCACAGUGCUGGUUUCUACUGAGACAUACAAUUCAGAAUCCAAGAUGAAAGUGACGGUCAAUAAAGUUGCUCCUGUUGACUUCAAAGCUGAGUGCCAUGCACUACUUGCAGAAAUUAGCCGCUUAAGUACAGACACUUAG
This is a messenger RNA of Cryptomeria japonica (Japanese cedar), 2352 nucleotides long. Its product is annotated as replication protein A 70 kDa DNA-binding subunit A-like. Gene Ontology annotation, molecular function: DNA binding. The transcript has 8 exons. Gene Ontology annotation, biological process: DNA repair; DNA recombination; DNA replication. NCBI's taxonomy places the organism in Eukaryota, Viridiplantae, Streptophyta, Pinopsida, Cupressales, Cupressaceae. The record is from RefSeq and is a predicted model, not a curated record. Gene Ontology annotation, cellular component: nucleus. Bases 1 to 2352 code for a protein of 783 amino acids.